AUGAAAGCAAUCACACCCGAAAGUGCCAAAAAGAAUACAGAUAAAGCCAUUUCUUCAACUAGUGAAAAUGAAAAGCAAUCAUUGACUGAUGAUUUGUCUGUGAUUGAAGCACGGGCAGAAGCAUCUGUCGGAAACAAGAAAGACUCUGACUUUGAUCAGGACGAAUCACUGCUUAAAACUGGAUCUCUAAAGUCAUCUGUUUAUAGUGCAGAUUCAAAACUAUCUGCAAGCUCUAAUGGCUCUCGUGUAUCCAAACCUAGACCACUAGAUCCACUUUCCAUGUACUUGGAAAAGAGUAAGAAAAAACGUAGUAAGCGAUAG
Batrachochytrium dendrobatidis JAM81 is the source of this 321-nucleotide messenger RNA. RefSeq lists its product as uncharacterized. The record is from RefSeq and is a predicted model, not a curated record. NCBI's taxonomy places the organism in Eukaryota, Fungi, Chytridiomycota, Chytridiomycetes, Rhizophydiales. The coding region runs from base 1 to 321 and encodes 106 amino acids. The transcript has 2 exons.